GGGAAGGGAAGGGAAGAGACACGGAGGCGUAAGGAACCGUCGUGAGGUCGUCACCUUCUGGCGGGACAAAGUGCUCCACCACGGGGGCGAUCGGCGGCUAAUAAUAUUCAAUGCGGUCGGUGGCGGUACACAGGCUACGUUUGGUGUCUCUAGUAUUCUCCUGACGAGACUGCCAGACCGUGCAAACAAGCUUCUUUUGUCUGUCGUCAUCGUCCGUGGAUUGAAUCCGGGGUUUCCAGUCUCUUGGCCGACCCGGAGAAAUAGCGAAGGAGACAAAAAAACGGAAACCUUCAGAUCGUCAUCCCAUUAACUUCCCUCACUACUCCGGAGUAUACACUCUGCAACACUCUGCAAUACUCUGCAAUACUCUGCAACACCACUCUUUCUCUCUAGCCAGGUCAACCAUGUCCUCAGAUUCGAUGCUCAAAACCUCUCUUCCCUCCGCUCACCGUGCGGCCGCCCCCAAGGCACCAGCCCAAUCCACCACUCGCCGUGCGCCAUCCAAACCCAAAGCGUCGCACCAGCCCCAAGCCCAGUCGCAGAGUAAAUCAGGCACCGAUCCUCGCCAUCUGGCCAUCGCUCUUCAGCAUGCGCACCGCAUCCAGGCCCAGAAGGACACCGAAUCCCUCAUCCUCGAUCGCAUUCUCGAACUAGCCACCUUCCCCCCGUCGCCAUCAGCCGACCCUGCGUCGCCGUCGCCCGAACAUGCCGGCGCAUUCAAAUCGGCUCUCGUCCCCUUCCAGCCGGCCGACUACGAUAACCUGAUCCUGGAGCGCAACAUCGAAGGUCUCUGUGGCUAUGCCCUGUGUCCUCGCGAGCACCGAAAGGACGACUUCAAAGGAACGUUUCGGGUCAAAUGGGGCGCCAAGGGCAGCGGACCGGGCGGGCAUGGUCGAGACAUGAACAUCGUUCCGCGCGAGCAGAUGGAAAUGUGGUGCUCCGACGCAUGUGCCGAGAGGGCCAUGUACAUACGGGUCCAGCUGGCCGAGGAGCCGGUGUGGGAGAGAAGAGCCGACGAUACUCGCGGCAAGAAUUUCGUCCUGCUGGAGGAAGGGAGAGCAGCGCAACGGGGCAAGGGGAAGGCGAAGGCCACCGUCAAUGAGGUCGCUGGUCAGCUUGAUAGCCUCCACAUGGACACGGAGCAAAGUGGAAAUGACACGGCCCAAGACAUUGCGCAACUCUCCGUUCGUGACGACGCUCGGUCGCGCGAGCUCGCUAUGGAGCGCGGCGAUUCAGCCUUGUCAUUGCAGGCAGGUCGGGUCGAUGUUCAGAUCCGAGAAAAGGAAACCGGCUCCCUUGGAAACGUUACGGCGCCAGAAAUGCGCCCUGGGGAUGAUAAGGGAGGAUCCAUUGAAGGGUAUAUGCCCAAGGAUCAGGAUCAGUGAGGGAGAUGCAUCCAGGCAAUUCUUGCAAAUGAUUCCUCUUCCACCAAAAAAAGUUAUUCAUAGGUGCUAGAAUGUUUGUUCCCAUAAGGCGUUGGCGGGAUGAUUGAUACCCAGUUUUUACGGCGAAUAGACGUGUAGUUUACAAAAACACUGUUUGCUCUGGAGGCGUUAUAUUCAUGUCGAUACAGUAGUCUGGGGAAUAUUACUGAAGGAGACAUUGCUCC
Messenger RNA from Aspergillus steynii IBT 23096, 1609 nucleotides. Its product is annotated as Rtr1/RPAP2 family protein phosphatase. The transcript has a single exon. The record is from RefSeq and is a predicted model, not a curated record. The coding region runs from base 405 to 1385 and encodes 326 amino acids. Gene Ontology annotation, molecular function: RNA polymerase core enzyme binding; RNA polymerase II CTD heptapeptide repeat phosphatase activity. Gene Ontology annotation, cellular component: cytoplasm; nucleus. NCBI's taxonomy places the organism in Eukaryota, Fungi, Ascomycota, Eurotiomycetes, Eurotiales, Aspergillaceae.